This is a messenger RNA of Heterotrigona itama, 746 nucleotides long. NCBI's taxonomy places the organism in Eukaryota, Metazoa, Arthropoda, Insecta, Hymenoptera, Apidae. The record is from the annotation of a GenBank genome assembly.
GUGGACGAGAGAAUGAGGGGAGAGGGGCGAGAGAGCGAGAGUGGGGAGAAUACGCGAUCAUCUUCGGAGCGAAGAGCUUGGCGGGGUGAAGGAGGAUCGCUGCGAGCCCCUGGAGGCGGGAAGCAGAGGGGCGAGGAAGAAGUGUGGCCGGCGUUGAGCGCAUAUAGGUAGUCGUGAGAAGAGCCAGUCAGUGACGGGUUGUGUCUUUAGUGGCGUGGUGAACGAUUGAGUCGAGCCGCUUGUGUUAAAAAAUGAGCUGGCAAGAUUACGUUGACAAGCAGCUGCUCGCAUCUAGGUGUGUUACCAAAGCAGCGAUUGCGGGACACGAUGGCAAUCUUUGGGCAAAGUCUGAGGGCUUUGAAGUAAGUAAAGAAGAGUUGACAAAAUUGGUCCAGGGAUUCGACGAGCAGGAUAUUCUAACGUCGUCGGGCGUCACCUUGGCCGGCAACAGGUACAUUUAUCUGUCAGGUACGGAUCGAGUGAUAAGGGCAAAGCUUGGUAAAGUCGGCGUCCACUGCAUGAAGACGACGCAAGCGGUAGUUGUCUCACUGUACGAAGAUCCUAUACAACCACAACAAGCCGCAUCGGUCGUUGAAAAACUCGGGGACUACCUUGUUGGAAUGCGUCAUGCCGCACGAGUCGCGCCGGAACUGCCGCAAGCUUGCCGCGCGACAUUCGAUGAAAAGCAACAACAACAACAACAACAACAACAACCACCACCACCACCACAUCAGCAACAAUACUAG